Molecule: messenger RNA, 2175 nt
Organism: Wallemia mellicola CBS 633.66
Lineage: Eukaryota; Fungi; Basidiomycota; Wallemiomycetes; Wallemiales; Wallemiaceae
Product: terpene synthase
Exons: 10
Coding region: 1-2175 (724 amino acids)
Biological process (GO): ergosterol biosynthetic process; triterpenoid biosynthetic process
Cellular component (GO): lipid droplet
Molecular function (GO): lanosterol synthase activity
Source: RefSeq, a predicted model, not a curated record
AUGAAGACAUCACCUCAAUUUGUGGACGAAGUACCGCAUAAGCCGGCGACAGAUUAUAGCAGAUGGCGACUACAGGUUACAGACGUUGGUAGACACCAGUGGAAAUAUCUCAGCCCUGAGCAAUCCGCUGCUUCUCCCCAGACAAUAGAAGACAAAUUUUGGCUCGGUUUGGAAACUUCACUUCCUCAACUUCCUGAACCGAGAAACCCUUUCGAUGCAGCUCGAAAUGGAUUUAAAUUCUACAAGCAGAUCCAAUCAGUAGACGGUCAUUGGGCUGGUGAAUACGGUGGUCCAAUGUUUUUACUUCCCGGACUUGUUAUCUCAAAUUACAUAUCAGGAGUGAAGUUAGCAGAGGAACAGAGAGUGGAGAUUAUUAGAUAUCUAUUCAAUAGAGCCCAUGCUGAUGAUGGUGGUUGGGGAAUACAUAUAGAAAGCCUUUCAACUGUCUUUGGUACAGCUCUCAAUUACACCGCACUCAGGCUACUAGGUGUGGAAGCUGAUCAUCCUAUCAUGACUAAAGCUAGAGGAACACUGCACAAAUUCGGCGGUGCAACUGGUGCACCUGCUUGGGGGAAGUUCUGGCUUGCCUGUUUAGGCGUAUAUGACUGGGAUGGUGUCAACCCUGUCCCUCCUGAACUUUGGUUACUUCCAGAUUGGUUACCAAUUCACCCGACAAGGUGGUGGAUCCACUGCAGACAGAUAUACCUACCAAUGUCGUACUUAUAUGGAAAGAGGUUCACAGGACCAUCCACCAAACUUACAGAAGAGCUCAAGGAGGAGCUUUAUGUGGAACCAUACGCCAGUAUCAAUUGGCCUGCACAACGCAAUAACGUGAACAAGAUUGAUCUCUUUCAACCACACUCGGCAAUUAUGGAUGCCUUGAAUGCGAUAUUAUACUAUGGAUACGAAUCCUGUGCUAUACCACCACUCAGACAAGCUGCUUUGAGGAAGGCAUACGAACAUAUUGUACAUGAAGACGAGAACACAUCAUAUCAAGGUUUGGCACCGAUCAACAAGGCAUUUAACCAAUUGUGUAGACUAGACGCUGAGGGAGCUGACUCUGAAGCUGUCAAGAAGCAUGUCGAGAAGUCAGAUGACUUCCUCUGGCUUGGACCUGAUGGUUUGCGUGAGACUGGUACAAAUGGAUCUCAAUUGUGGGAUGCAGCUUUCAUUGCUCAAGCACUCGUCGAAACUGGUUUAGGUGAGGAAGAAGAGAACAAAGGAGCCACAGAGAAACUUCUUGAUUGGCUUGAUAAAUGUCAGAUUAGACAAGAUCCUCCAUACCCAGCAUACCGUCAACCUACUAAGGGUGCUUGGCCAUUCAGUACAGCAGAGCAAGGCUACACCGUUAGUGAUUGUACAGCCGAGGGCAUCAAGUCUGUUAUAUUUUUACAGGAGCAUUUGAAACAUACUAAACAACUCGUCUCGUAUGAGCGUUUACAAGAAUCUGUAGAUUUGCUCCUCGGAAUGCAGAAUGCCGAUGGAGGUUUCGCGUCGUACGAGCUUACGAGAGGCUCGAAACAUCUUGAACUUCUCAAUCCUGCUGAAGUAUUUGGUAAGAUUAUGGUCGAGUAUUCAUACCCGGAAUGCACAACAUCAGUAGUCACAGCCUUGUCACUCUUCAAGAGAUAUCAGCCAAACUAUCGCAGAGAGGAGAUAGAAAAGACAACAGCUGCGGCUAUCAAAUAUAUACAUGCAGCACAGAGACAAGAUGGUAGUUGGUAUGGUAGUUGGGCGAUAUGUUUCACUUAUGCUGCUAUGUUUGCACUUGAAUCAUUGUCGUCAGUUGGUGAACAUUACGAUAACAGCGAGAAAGUCAAAAAAGCAUGUGAAUUUCUCCUCAGUAAGCAGAAAGAAGACGGCGGUUGGGGUGAAUCAUACCUCAGCUGUGAAUUGGAAGAAUACACACAUCAUGAAAACAGCCAGGUUGUUCAGACUUCUUGGGUUAUACUCGCGUUGCUGCACGCAAAAUACCCACAUAAAGAGCCAAUCAAGCGUGCUGUUAGGCUUAUCAUGAGUAGACAAAACAAAGACGGUAGCUGGACGCAGGAAGCGAUUGAAGGUAUUUUCAACAAGAAUUGUGCUAUUUCAUAUCCUAAUUACAAGUUCUCGUUCACGAUUUGGGCAUUAGGUAAGGCGUAUCGCGAAUUUGGUGAUAUAGAUUGGCUGUCGUAA